UUGUCUCAAGCAAUGUUAUUAUUCCCCUUCGUUCCCGUCAUCACGGACCAAUCAGAGCUACUCUGUCCUGAUUUGUCGAGUGGCAGCCCCUACUAGGUCGUCCUGAUUGGCGGGGAAGCCGGCAAUUCUUUCUCAUAGAACCAGCACAAGAAGUAAGGGAAACCUGGUGGGGAGGGGUAGUGUUGACGUUUGAAAUCUCUCUCCAAACUGAUGUUUAUAUCACGACUACCAACAGCAGCUUUAAAUUAAAAGCUGAAAGGUUGAUAAAACAUGCUAAACACUGUCAUACAUCUGAAACACACACCAAGUGUUAAAGGCCUCCUCCUGUGUGUGUGUCUAUGUCAACACUGCCAUCAAGUGGUGAUAGCCCUAAACUAAGUCAUCUGUGAUUAGGCUGAAGAGAACUUGCGCACUGUAUACCUCAGUGAAUUAACCAACCUUAAAAGUAAAUAAUAAAACAUUGAAUAUUCUAGGUUAACAGAUUAGAAACAGAACAACUGCACUGAGUUUUCUCCAAGUGUCGUUGAACUCCUGGCACACAUGUCUCACAUUCCCUCACACCCGUCAAACUUCCGGUAUGACUUCCAGCUUAAAUCCUGUGUCAAGAUAUUUGUAACACAUUUGAGGAAGAACUAUGAAGAAAUAAUGUUCAAAAGGCAUUUUCCUCUAACCCCAAUAAUGAAGCUGUGAAACACAACUUUUUCAUUAAUGAAUUAUACCGCCUUGAAUGAAGUGAAAGCCUGUUUGGUUGUAUUUCUAUGAAAACACGAAUUAACAUCUUUCCUCCAUAUUCUUCAUGUUUUUGACAUGCGUUGUUUAAUCAUAGUGUUUAAUGUGUAAAGCGUGUAAGCAAUUUCAUUCAACAUUUGCAAAGCUUGUAAGCUCUGUGGAAAAAAAAGUAGAGUUUCGAACUUAUUGUGAAGGUCCAAGAGAUCGGAAAUGCUCAGCUGUCACACCUGAGAACAAACUCCUUUCGUUUGUUCGUCUGCUUGUUGUCUUUGCCCCACAGACACACCCCUUCCUUCAGCCUCAGCCUGAACUUCUCCUCCAAGAAGUUCUGUUUGAAACCUGUCUGAACUUGUUCGAAGAAAAUAACAACCCAUGAAUCGGCGGUGCUGCUAAACCUGGAAGGAAGAGUGUGUUUGUUUAUUUCUACACCUGCGAACAAAGUGAAAGUAAAGGUGAACGACGGCGGCUGCGUAACAUACCUGUGAUUUUUCUGCUCCUCUGAAAUGGCUUAUUUUCAUUUCCUGGCCUAUUUCAUCUUUACCUCUUCCCUAGUGGCUGGACAGUCUACAACAUAUUUCCUAAAGGGAACGAGUGGCCUUUUGAAGCCUGUCAUAUCUGGACAGCCCAAUUCAAUUCUGUGGAAACAUGACGGCAACAAAGUGGUGGAGUUUGAUGGCAGAGAGCAACAAGUGUACAGCCCCUAUAAAGACAGGAUCACGCUCGACUGGCUAUUGGCAGAACUUAAUAUCACCGGCCUCAGAUUUGAGGACAGCGGAGUCUAUGACCUGGAAGUAGAAAUAAACCACAAUUUCUACCCUUCAAAAUAUAAACUGGAGGUCAUAGACAAGGUUUCUAAGCCGACCAUAUCCUGUGAGGUGAAUGAAGGCAGCAGCUCAGAUGUAUCCAAAACCAAGGCGAUGCUGCUGUGCUCUGCAGAGCCCCGAAAACCUGAGUCCUUGAUGAAGUUUGACUGGAGAUCUCAGGGAAAAAAUUUGCAACUUGGACCAAAGUUAACGAUAUCUCUGGGAGAUAAUCAUGAUGAAGAAGAAUACAGUUGUUCAGUGAGCAACCCUCUGAGCAGUGAGACAGCUACAUUCACAGCAAGAGAAUGCUACCCCGACAAAAGUUCAUCUGCAGUUCUGGCAGCCUGCCUAAGCAUACUUUUUAUUCUCCUACUUGGCACAGUGGUUGGCAUAGUGUUCUGCAAACUGAGACAAAAAGCAUGUUUUACACAAAAACACUCAAAUGAUUUGGAAAAACAGUCAGAAACUGAAGAGUCAGAUGCGAAGACAGGUCCAACUGAAGACAAUAGUCCUCUUUUUCAGAGAGAUGAAACACUUCCAUCUCGUAAAUGUUUGGUCCCUCCGAAAGAAAAGAACAAUUUAAACAUCAAGAGAGAGUCAGAUGAGAAGACAGCUCCAACUGAAGAAAAGAGACCUCUUCUUCCGAGAGAUGAAACCCGUCCAUCUCAUCAACGUUUGAUCCAAGAUCAUAACAUGAGCCCUGAUCACCCUGAUAUCACUCAGAAAGAAAACAAUGACUCAGGGGUGGAUGAAAGAAAGAUGGAUUUCAGAAAGAAUCGAGAGGUGUUUGAAAAGAAUGCAGAAGGAGGACUGACUACUCCACCUAAAGACCAAGCAAAUCGCCAUGUGCACAACAAACAUGAUCAAGAUGCAAACCAGCUCCAAGAACCUGCAGACGUCAAACUGCCAGAGUACUCAGACACUGAGAAGGCAAACAACCAAGACCGAGCCAGUACACACGAAGAAUCUGGUGAGGAGGCACAGUCUGAUCAGGAACCUGAAGAGACUCAACAGUGGGAUCAUUCAGAAUCUGAGGGUAACAAUGGACCAAACCCAGCUGGUGUUCAAGCCCAAUCACCAGAAGGUGAUCCAAAUGCAGUCCAGCCCAAAGAACCUGCAAACAUCCCACCGCCUGACUCCUCACACACUGCAGAGGCAAACAACCAAGAACGAGUCAGUACACCCAAAGAAUCUCAUAAAGAGGCAGAGCCUGGUCUGGAACCUGAAGAGGCCUCACUGUCUGAUCAUUCAGAAUCUGAGGGUAAAGAUGGACCAAACCCAGAUGAUGUUUUGGGCCAAUCACCAGAAGACAAGCCAGACGAACAGCCAGGGUCGGAUGAAGGGACAGCGCAGGACGGUGGAAACAGUCCUCCUGUUGUUGAUGCAGCAACACCCACCUCUUCCCCGUCAGCUGACUGUUGCCCUGCAGGUGAUAAUACGACCCCUGGUGACCAUGCCAGCAAUCAGAUCAAGGACAAAGAUUCAGAACAAGAAAGUAGCAGACACAAGAAUACAGCAGUUGUAUCUCCUUCUUCAUCCCUGGGUGCUGAGGCAUCUCUUGAACAUGAUCCAAAUCCACAUGAUAACAUGAACAAUGGUGAUCCAGAGACAGACCAGCACGAAAAAACUGCAAAAGAUCUCCUACAGUCUGACACAACAGACCCUGCAGAGAAAAAUAAACAAGGGCAAGCCGAUGAAUCUCAUUCUGACAAUGAGUCUGCUGAUAAACCUCCAGAACCAAAGGUGAGGGCUGGUGAGGAUAAGGAACCAUCAAAGGAAAAGUCUGGAUCAGAUCUGGUUAAUACAGAAACAGAGAAAACUGUUCAAGGUUCUGACUCAUCAGAUACUCAACAGAACGGUGAUCUCUCAAGCAAAACUGCAGAGGAAGAGUCCUCCAAUGUUCCCGUUCAGAAGGAUUCUGAUAAAAAAUCAGAAGAAGAUUCCAGACCACAACAGACAGUAACUCACACAGAAGAAGCUAAAGACCAGCAAGAAACACACAACACCCAGCAGUCUGUGACUUCCUCAUCAACUGAAGUCGACACCAUCAACAACAAGAAGUCUCCAAAUACUGCACAACAAAACCCAGCUGACGAAGAAUCUGACAGCCAAACCCCAGAGGGAGGUCACAGUGAGGGGGGAAACUAGUGGAGAUAAAGAACUGAGAUAAAAGAGAUCACUAAAGACGAAGGACAAAGACACACUACAGAAAGGUGAAGUUGAUGAAUCAGCCUCCAUGCAAUCGUUUUUCACUAGAAAGGAGAAAAUUAGAGGCAUCAGAUAUUGAAAGUGAAGUUGUAAGUCCUUCAUCUAUUUCUGUUGCCUUUUUCAUACAAGAUAAAAAGAGAUACAGUGAACAGAUGAACAGAUGGACACUUGGUUGAGGAAGUGAGAGCUCAAGGUGAAACUCAGUACAGACUUUGGUUCAUUUCUUUUAGUUAUAUCUUUGUCUCUAACAAUCCCAAGUAUGUGUACUUUUUGUAAAAUGUUAGAUAUCUGUGUUUUCAUGUUUGACUAACAGCUGAGUUCUACAGUUUUUAUAUUGUUGUCUUUUUAAUGAUACAAAAAAGUAUUUGUUUAUCUUAAUGUGUAUUUUUAAUAAAUUAGAUAAAGAAGUUAAAUAUGUAACCAUUGAUUUAAAAGCACUAAUGUUCUGAAUGUAAUGCUAAGACAUUUAAGCUAACAUAUUCUGGAGCUGCAAGUUGAAUGCUUCAUUGAAGAUGUUUUGUGAAAGAGAGAUCAUCUAAAACCUUCAUGGUGUUUUUUUUCUCCCUUUAUUUACAUUUAGACCAGUUUGUAGUGCUAAUAUUUUCUUGAAAAUAUUUUAAGUUUUUAAGGAGCUCAGGGUUUAAUGUUCACUACUUUUUGUGGUUUUCUUGCUUGGAUUUUGGUGCUAAUGUGAAUAGCAGUAAAAGUUGUGAAGAUGGACAUGUUGUAAUAGUUGUUGCACUGAUCAUUAAAACCUAGUAGACUUGUUUAUGUCCUGUUUCUGCUCAUUUUCUCAAAGAAUAAACACUCUGAUUUAUGUAA
Messenger RNA from Notolabrus celidotus (New Zealand spotty), 4562 nucleotides. RefSeq names its product cell surface glycoprotein 1-like. The record is from RefSeq and is a predicted model, not a curated record. The transcript is spliced from 14 exons. The coding region runs from base 1233 to 3680 and encodes 815 amino acids. Lineage: Eukaryota; Metazoa; Chordata; Actinopteri; Labriformes; Labridae.